This is a messenger RNA of Saccharomyces cerevisiae S288C, 309 nucleotides long. It is a transcript of the gene SNN1, whose product is annotated as Snn1p. The transcript has a single exon. Lineage: Eukaryota; Fungi; Ascomycota; Saccharomycetes; Saccharomycetales; Saccharomycetaceae. The record is from RefSeq and is marked reviewed. Gene Ontology annotation, cellular component: endosome. The coding region runs from base 1 to 309 and encodes 102 amino acids.
AUGGCAGGGGAUAGUAUAAGCGCUGACGGCACUGGCGUCCAUCCAGUUGAACUGUCGGUGUAUUCAGUAUUGUCCACCGAUUUAGACGGACUGUAUCAAUCGAUCAAUGAAUUACGCGAGUCGCAAGCACUACUCAUCCUUAUGCUUCGGAAGGUUCGCGAUAAACUUCGAAGAGAAGGUCAAGUCCUUUAUGACCCAGAACCAUUCAAACCAACCAUGGAUAAACUGGCUGACUUAUCUGCCCGUGUGCGCAUUCUCUCACAAAGAUACGAGGAGCUUCAGGGGAAUGCUAGAGCCCUCAACAACUAA